AUGUCAGUUUUGUCAUCUGAAACACCGAUUCCGGAAGCUCCAAGACCAAUUUCUGUGCAGGAAAUGUACCAGCUCACACAUAUGGAACAAAGCGAAUGGGGCAUUGAAGGCUACAAAGCUCCAAAAAACCAUAUCUAUAUCAAUAAAGAGCACAAAUUCCCAACUGACAAAAGAAAAGAUGCAAUGGAUGAAGCACUUAAGAGGUCCAAAGACCCAGAUCCUACUAAAUACGCAGAAACUAAAGAGCAGAUAUUAAAAAGAUACUGGGAAAAACCCAAUGGGAAGUUUUUAAAUGGGAAACGAAAAACAGAAAUCGACGAAAUGGUUAAAAGAAGCAAAAGUGUCCCUGCUCCUGGGCAUUAUUUUAAAGACGCUAAAAAGGUUUCUGAUAAAGUCAAAGAAAUCCCUCUCGGCAAAUUUGAGUAAUUUCUAUGCAGCAAAGGACAAAGGCUCAACUUUUUGACCACAACGGAAAGUUAUGCAGAAGAAGUCCCUGAGUGUGGGAAAUAUAAGCCGAAUUUUGAUUUAACUGAAGAAAGAAGGCCAAAAUGGAAUUUAGGAAAAGCAAAAACGCCAAUAAAAGUAGAAAAAUCAAAAAUUGGGCCUGGGAUGUAUCAUGAUGGAAUAGAAGUUGCCAUCAAAAAAGCAGUCACGCCAUCGACCAAGAGCUAUUCAGUACCAAAAAGUAGGCCUACUGGAGCUUUAUCUACCCGUGCGCAACAAACUAAAUUUGUACCUGGCGUUGGUGCUUAUCCUGAUGCUGAGCUAGCUUAUGCAAAAUUCCAUGUAAUGAAAAAAGGAAGAAUGGCUGUGAUUUUGCCUUAUAAAACGAAAUCAUUUACAGAUGAAGUAACCAAAAACGCUUCAUGGGUGCCAGGGCCUGGAAGUUAUAAUAUUGGCCCUCCUGUGAAAAAGCCUAACUAA
Blepharisma stoltei is the source of this 924-nucleotide messenger RNA. The record is from the annotation of a GenBank genome assembly. Lineage: Eukaryota; Ciliophora; Heterotrichea; Heterotrichida; Blepharismidae.